CUCAAAGUAACUCUAUAUAAAACGGUGGGGGUGUAAGCAAAAGAAUUCAUUCAGUACACGUAGAGAUAGAAGAAAUAAUAUAGUCGUGGAAAGAGAGUAGAGUUAACAAUAUUGAGAAGAUGAAGAAAUUUUCAUUGGUAUGCAUGUUAGUAUUAGCAGUAGCAGCAAUGGCUACUAUGGAAGAAGAUGAAAAAGAUUGUGCAGACCAACUUGGAAAUCUGGCAGCAUGCAUUCCAUAUGUGAGUGGCACUGCAAAAAAGCCAACACCUGAAUGUUGUGAGGACACUAAGAAAGUUAGAGCUGCUAAGCCUAAAUGCCUUUGUGUUCUCAUCAAAGAGAGCACUGAUCCCUCUUUAGGCCUCCCUAUCAACACUACUUUGGCUCUUCAAAUGUCCACUGCUUGCAACAUUGAUGCCAAAGUCUCUGACUGCCCAUCAAUACUGAAUAUCCCAGCAGAUUCACCAGAUGCAAAGAUCUUUAAAAUAGCUGAUGUAGAUUCACCUCCAGCUUCUUCUGGUUCUAAUACUUCAUCAGGAACCUCAACUCCAGCUUCUACUAGUUCAGACACCAAGAGUACAAGUACUACAGGCACCAGUGGGGUUGCAGACCAGAGCACCAGCAUCAUGAUUACUAUGGCACUCACAAUAAUUGUACUCAUCUUCAUUUAGAAUUUCACCACUGAUGAAAGCCUGGAAGGGAUCAUCAGUUUUAUAGUUAGUUUGGUUUCCUAGUUUUGACUUGUUUCCCUCUUAGGUCCAAAUAAAAGUAAUAAAAUAUCAAUUGCAAUA
Molecule: messenger RNA, 788 nt
Organism: Lycium barbarum (goji berry)
Lineage: Eukaryota; Viridiplantae; Streptophyta; Magnoliopsida; Solanales; Solanaceae
Product: non-specific lipid transfer protein GPI-anchored 13-like
Exons: 2
Coding region: 120-668 (182 amino acids)
Source: RefSeq, a predicted model, not a curated record